Vigna umbellata (rice bean) is the source of this 624-nucleotide messenger RNA. The record is from RefSeq and is a predicted model, not a curated record. Lineage: Eukaryota; Viridiplantae; Streptophyta; Magnoliopsida; Fabales; Fabaceae.
AUGUGGAACUCUGCGGAGAACGCCUUCGCCAGAUCGGCCUCCUUCAGGGAGCAAGGGGAAGACGAGGAGGCGCUGCGCUGGGCGGCGCUGGAGAGGCUCCCUACUUAUAAACGAGCGCGCCGGGGAAUCUUCAAGAAUCUCACUGGUGACAUGAAGGAGAUCGACGUUAGAGAUCUCCAGUCGCAGGACCAGCGCCUUCUUCUUGAAAGGCUCGUCGACUGCGUCGACAAUGAUCCUGAGAUCAUCUUCCACCGCAUGAGAAGUCGAUUCAACGCAGUAGGUUUGGAGUUUCCGAAAAUUGAAGUUCGAUUUCAGAACUUGACUGUUGAGACUUACGUACAUGUCGGUAGCAGAGCUCUGCCAACUAUUCCUAAUUUCAUUUGUAACAUGACGGAGGCUCUUUUAAGGCAGUUGCUGAUAUACAGAAGGAAGAGAAGCAAAUUGACAAUUCUAGCGGACAUCAGUGGGAUUAUUAGACCUUCAAGGCUAACGUUGCUAUUGGGUCCGCCAAGCUCCGGAAAAACAACACUACUAUUAGCACUUGCUGGUAGGCUAGGACCCGGGUUGCAGAUGUCUGGGAACAUUACAUACAAUGGACAUGGUCUGAAAGAGUUUGUUCCUUAG